Zychaea mexicana is the source of this 2741-nucleotide messenger RNA. RefSeq lists its product as uncharacterized. Bases 486 to 2513 code for a protein of 675 amino acids. The record is from RefSeq and is a predicted model, not a curated record. The transcript is spliced from 3 exons. NCBI's taxonomy places the organism in Eukaryota, Fungi, Mucoromycota, Mucoromycetes, Mucorales, Lichtheimiaceae.
UUUAAUGAACUCCUUGUUACAACUUGACAUUUUCUUUGGUUCUUUUUAAAGAUAACAUUUACUGCAUACUAGCCCUUUUUUCUUUCCUUUUUUGGAGCAACUGAGCUUACUCCCUCUCUUUCCGUUGUUCCUAAUCAAGCACAAUUUUUCUUUUUUGCCUCUAUCAUGCCACGUAGUCGUUAUGCCUGCCGAUGGGGCGAUUGCGAUCAGUUUCUCGAGAAUGCCGAAGCUCUUUAUGAACACUUAUGCGACGACCAUAUUGGUCGUAAAACAACAAACAAUCUCUGUCUCGAAUGUUGCUGGAAUAACUGCGGCAUAAAAGCCGCCAAGCGCGAUCAUCUCACUAGUCAUUUGCGAGUGCACCUUCCCUUAAAACGUAGGGCUAUUUCUAUGAAUAUGUGAUAAGCGACUCUAUAUCACUGCUCUAAUAUGAAGCAUUUUUCUUCUUCUCUGGAUAAUAGCACACCGUUGUCAUGUAAGUGAAUAUGGAUAAGUAUCAAAAUCCAAGAAAUAUUGAAUUAAUUUGGCCCAAUGUCCCUAUCAAUGAACAACAGACUUGCAAGAAAGCUUUUAAGCGUCCACAAGACCUUAAAAAACAUGAACGCAUACAUACAAUUGAACAUAAAGCAUCGUUGCUAAGCAACCAGCCUGGAUACAAACCUGUUCGCCGUCGGCGCAAUACGCAGCAACAACAACAACGGCAGCAGCAACCAAUAACUAACGUAACACAAGUGUCAAAGCCAGCGACCAUAUCAUCGACCAACCCACAGAGUCGUUCGCUAUCUACAUCUACCAGCAGGAACGACGGUGAUACAGACGCAGGAUACUUUUCCGAAAUGUUGACUGGGAGCAGUCCAAGCUCAUAUCGAGGAAGUGCAAAUUCAUCGACUAGCUACCAUUUAACUACAGAAACAGAGGACGACGAUGGGAAUGAUAGCGACAGUACCUACGUUACUCGAGUACGGAACAAUAGCGAGAAUAAUACAACGUUCAAGAUGGAAAGACAACGCGGAGCAGCAUGCACUGAGGAUAAUCUAAACAAUAAUAAGAACAGCAAUAGUAGCAGCAGCAGUAACAGCAGUAAUGUCGCUAGUGAUGCUUUACAAAACUUUCUGUACGACGCCAUCCAAUCAACAACUCUAUCACCUGAUUAUGAUACGGAAAUGAUGGAACGACUGGAUAGCAUCUCUCAUGAGCUACAGCGACAACAAUUUAACAACUGGACAGCACCAGUCAAUGAUCCCAACGACAUUAACACAUUACAAAACUGGCUCGAACAGCUAUCAGCCAACAUUCAGACCGAUGUGUGCCUGUACCCUGAAAUCACUUCGCCCUACCAACUAGCUACUGCUGGUGUGACCAUGCCAAGCAAUCCUGACAACGAAUUGUAUCCCAGUGCAGAAGCGACAAUACCGGACUGGAAAGCCAUGAUGAUGACAUAUUCGGACAAUCCUUUGGCAGCCACUCUACUUGAACAACAGCAACAGAAGAACAAAAGUGAUCUCACACAUGGGAUGCCACCUUCUGUUCACUCUUCCGGCAACACGUUAUCUUCUUCAAACAGCAACAUGAACGGCGCAGCCAGUUCGUUAGGUGCCAGCUUCUUCACGCCCGGGAAUUCUGCAGAGGUCGAGAUUCAACCCAUGGAAGAUGCAGGACCGUCAGAAGCGAUUGAAUUCGAAUCAUCCGCCACGACCAUGGUUUACAGCAAACCGCAGCCGCUUCAUCUGUUUGAAUCAUCUAAAGAAGAGACGGAGACUGCCAAGCAAAAUGUACAGUCGACUCUGCACAGUGACAAGAGGAGUAUGAUGCAUAUGCUGAAUGCAUUUACUGCACCUGCCGCUGCUGACGAUGAUGAUAAUACAAAAGAAAGAGCAGUUCAAGUCAGCAAAGUAUCUCCACGAGCAGUAGCAACAAACGAUCGACACGAAGCACCGUCAUUACCUCAAAAAGACAAAGAUGAAAAGAAAAGGGUUGGAGACGGUGAUCACGACAAUGAAGAGCAGUUCACAGAAGAAACGCUUCGAUUACCACCUAUAGCAACAUCAACAGCAAAGACAACGUUGGAGACACGAUUGAAUUCGCGCGAUUCUAUCACACAAUUACUAUUCAGCAAAAUCGUCGACGAGAAGUCUCCUACUAUGCAGGAGCAUGACAGCAAGCAUCGACAAGAACUCGGCAAGAAUUCGUCAAGGGACAGGAAUAACGGCAGCGGUGGUUCACCUUCACCUUAUGCAGAGCUCGCCGACAAAUUGCGCGAUCUGACUGUUGAUGCCGACAACAAAUCUGCAGAAGAAUGCGCACGACAGCGUCAUGCUGCGAUCGUUGAUCGACUUUGGGAAGCCGUCUUACGAGCCAAGAAAGCAGCUAAUAACAAAAACGCAACAAAACAUCGUAAAUCGCCUCCUCCUUCUACUUUUAAUGUACGUGAUACCACCACUACCGCUACUGAUGCACAACAACAACAACAAAAGCAUUAUCAAGAUGUUCAGACCCCUCUUGUAUCAGUUUAAACAACAUUUAUCACGCUCUUUCAUACCACCAGGCAUGCCCACUUUCUUUCUUUCCCCCGUUCUCUCUCUCUGUCUUACACACGUAUAUGUAAUUCCUCCUAUAAUUCCAUAUCUUUUUGUCCAACCAUUUGCCAUUUGAUACCUUUUCAUUUUCUUAUAUUUUGCUGGAUAUACAUUUAAUAUCGAUCAUUUUGUGGCAAUAUAACAAAUAUCUUGAUUAUUCAUUUU